Messenger RNA from Caenorhabditis briggsae, 327 nucleotides. The coding region runs from base 1 to 327 and encodes 108 amino acids. The transcript has 2 exons. Lineage: Eukaryota; Metazoa; Nematoda; Chromadorea; Rhabditida; Rhabditidae. The record is from RefSeq and is a predicted model, not a curated record.
AUGAAACGUUUUCUUACCAGAAUCAACGCCAUCUUGAGCAACAUCCCAAGGGUCAGAAAACAGAACUCAUCCAACGAGUCCAACNGGCUGAGCAGUGGACGAUCCGGGUGUCGUUCUAUUAGAGGUUUUACGGUCGUCUUCCUUGCUCUGGCUAUGAUGGCUUGCCUCUCCAACGCAUGGACGAAUUUCAAAGGCCCGUGUAAAAUAAAUGCUGAUUGUUCACAGGCUAAAUGCCUCAUGGGAUUCUGUCAGCAAAUGCCAUUCCGUAAGUGCGAAACCACUGCCGACUGUCAAAAGGAUCAUCAAUGUAAUAGUGGAUUGUUAUAA